CUCAAAUACAUGGUUUGUGUACUUCGUCCACUAUUGGUCUUUAAUCGAAAUUAGUUAUUUUCUUAGUUCGAGUCUCUCGUCGUUCGACUUCUCAGACCUGAUUUGGUAUCGCACGUUUCUCAAACCAGUCCAUUAAGUUCGAUUGGCUCGGCGCUCGACUUUUUUUUCCGUGAGCCUGGGAACACUUGGGAAGAACAUGGCGUCCGACGGAACGGUUUUAACCAACCACGACCACCAAAUACGAGUCGGGAUAUUAACAGUAAGCGACAGCUGUUUCAGAAACCUUGCCGAAGACCGGAGUGGAAUCAACCUUAAAGAUCUCAUUCAUGACCCAUCCUUACUUGGAGGGAUAAUAUCUGCAUACAAAAUAGUACCUGAUGAGAUAGAUGAAAUCAAGGAGACUUUGGUGGACUGGUGUGAUGAAAAAGAGCUUAACCUUAUCUUGACCACCGGUGGAACCGGAUUUGCUCCUCGUGAUGUUACACCAGAGGCCACGAGGGAAGUGAUCGAGCGUGAAGCUCCAGGGAUGGCUCUCGCCAUGCUUAUGGGCUCCUUAAACGUCACACCUCUCGGCAUGCUUUCCAGACCUGUAUGCGGCAUCAGAGGCAAAACGCUUAUCAUUAAUCUGCCUGGAAGCAAGAAAGGCUCACAGGAGUGUUUCCAGUUCAUCAUGCCUGCCCUGCCUCAUGCCAUUGACCUUCUGCGUGACGCUAUAGUAAAAGUAAAGGAGGUUCACAAUGCUCUGGAGGACCUGCCCUCACCCCCACCUCCUCUUUCACCUCUCCCCGUCACCAGCCCUCACAAGCAUACUGAGGACAAGAGCAUUCAGUGCGAGGAAGAAGAGGAGGAAAAGAAGGACAGCGGAGUUGCCUCGACCGAGGACAGCGGCUCCUCUCAUAUCACAGCAGCUGCCAUCGCUGCAAAGAGUGUGUUCCAUCCCACCCAUGCUGUUGUCAUGGCCAAAGGGGGGCAACCGUUGACUUGCUUCGUCCCUCCCACCACCCUUCCCUCUCAUUUCACCUGCUCCUGUGGAGACAAGAUUCCGGAUGCCAUCAUUUCCCGUGGAGUGCAGGUCUUGCCGCGGGACACGGCUUCUCUCAGCACUACGCCCUCAGAGUCUCCCCGUGUUCAACAGUCCCGCCUGUCCACUGCCUCCUGCCCCACUCCUAAAGCAUCACGGAGAGAGUUCAGGGCACACUUGGAUGAGGUCAUCUCACUCAAGUCAAGGUACUCUACCUUGGACCAGGUGCAGUCACGGUGUGGCAGCAAAGAGAACAUCCUCAGAGCAAGUCAUAGUGCAGUAGACAUUACAAAAGUGGCCCGAAGACACCGCAUGUCCCCAUUCCCUCUGACCUCCAUGGACAAGGCCUUUAUCACUGUGCUGGAGAUGACUCCUGUUCUUGGUACUGAGAUCAUCAACUAUAGAGACGGAAUGGGUCGUGUUUUAGCUCAGGAUGUCUACGCCAAAGACAAUCUGCCUCCUUUCCCGGCCUCGGUGAAAGAUGGCUAUGCCGUCCGAGCUGCUGAUGGGCCAGGAGAUCGAUUUCUCAUCGGGGAGUCCCAGGCUGGGGAACAGCCUACUCGCACAGUAAUGCCGGGCCAGGUGAUGAGGGUGACUACAGGAGCUCCUAUCCCUUGUGGUGCAGAUGCUGUAGUGCAGGUGGAGGAUACAGAGUUACUGCGAGAGUCUGAAGAUGGCACAGAGGAACUGGAGGUGCGGAUUCGGGUGCAAGCGCGCCCAGGCCAGGAUAUCAGGCCGAUUGGUCACGAUAUAAAGCGCGGUGAAUGUGUGCUGGCUAAAGGAACACACAUGGGGCCGUCUGAAAUCGGCCUGCUGGCCACUGUGGGAAUCACAGAGGUGGAGGUGCACAAGUUUCCAGUCGUGGCAGUCAUGUCCACUGGCAAUGAAUUGCUGAAUCCGGAAGAUGACCUCCACCCAGGAAAGAUCAGGGACAGUAACCGCUCCACACUACUGGCUACCAUCCAAGAGCAUGGCUACCCUACCAUUAACCUUGGAAUUGUUGGAGACAACCCAGAUGACCUGUUGAAUGCCCUGAACGAGGGAAUAAGUCAUGCAGAUGUCAUUGUCACAUCUGGAGGAGUGUCUAUGGGAGAGAAGGAUUACUUGAAACAGGUUCUGGACAUCGACCUCCAUGCCCAAAUCCACUUUGGUCGAGUGUUUAUGAAGCCAGGUUUUCCCACUACAUUCGCCACCGUGGACAUCAAUGGCACAAGGAAGCUCAUCUUCGCUCUGCCAGGUAAUUUCACCUACAGAGACACAGGCACAGGGGUGACUCUACUUGAGGCCAUGCCCUUGAGCGACAGCGAGGCAAGCAGGCUUCCUGUAUCUCCUCCCCCGCGCAGAACUUUGUACAAAGGUGUUCCUGAGGGUAACCCAGUGUCAGCAGUUGUCACCUGCAAUCUCUUUGUUAUUCCUGCACUGAGAAAAAUGCAGGGCAUCCUGGACCCAAGGCCAACAAUCAUCAAAGCCAGGCUGUCCUGUGACGUUAAGCUGGACCCGCGUCCGGAGUACCACCGCUGUGUACUGACCUGGCAUCAUCAGGAACCCCUGCCUUGGGCACAGAGUACAGGAAAUCAAAUGAGUAGUCGCCUAAUGAGCAUGCGCAGUGCCAACGGCCUUCUGAUGUUGCCUCCUAAGACAGAGCAAUACGUGGAGCUGCACAAAGGCGAGGUGGUGGACGUGAUGGUCAUAGGGCGGCUAUGAUGAAAUCAAAGCAGAAAAGAGAAAUGUGGUGCAUGUCCACAUAUCAUUUAUUAUAUUGUAAUAUGCAACGGCACAGUUAUUUUUGAUUUUUUUUUUUUCCCCCCUAUUUGGACAAAAGUUACCGAAGUAUUCUCAUCGCAAACGAUCAAAUCAUGUCAAUGGAAAUGUUGUGUUGGGGGAACAAAAAAGCCUGGUGUUGUAUGCGUUCACACAACGCAACAUAACAUUUAAAAGCAUCUUUGCAGACGUUCCAGCAGCUCAUUUCAUUUCGGUUUCAUGGUUGACUCAUAGAAAACAUUCUUCCUGUCCUUUUGAUCAGUUUUCUGGGUAACGAAACCCCCAUUGUCUCCACUUGUUAAUAAUGGCUUUCUCAGUGUUUCAUGGCACAGCUAUUGUAAAAUAUUGCAACUUUCGUCAUCCCUUACACACUUUGUAAAGGAUAAUUCGAUCCAUUUUCUAAGAGCGCGUACCCACCUGUCCCACUAGAUUAUUGCAAUAAUUGUUCUUUUUUUUUUCCUAAUAUAUUUCUAUUUGAAUUUUCCAAUUUGUUUUGGCUGCUAAAUUACAUUAAUGAUGGAAAUAUAAAAACACGAUUCA
Silurus meridionalis is the source of this 3322-nucleotide messenger RNA. RefSeq names its product gephyrin-like. The coding region runs from base 197 to 2725 and encodes 842 amino acids. The record is from RefSeq and is a predicted model, not a curated record. Gene Ontology annotation, cellular component: postsynaptic membrane; cytoplasm; dendrite. NCBI's taxonomy places the organism in Eukaryota, Metazoa, Chordata, Actinopteri, Siluriformes, Siluridae. The transcript has 26 exons. Gene Ontology annotation, molecular function: molybdopterin molybdotransferase activity. Gene Ontology annotation, biological process: establishment of synaptic specificity at neuromuscular junction; Mo-molybdopterin cofactor biosynthetic process; gamma-aminobutyric acid receptor clustering.